Aspergillus welwitschiae is the source of this 1478-nucleotide messenger RNA. RefSeq lists its product as uncharacterized. The transcript is spliced from 2 exons. The record is from RefSeq and is a predicted model, not a curated record. Bases 194 to 1291 code for a protein of 365 amino acids. Lineage: Eukaryota; Fungi; Ascomycota; Eurotiomycetes; Eurotiales; Aspergillaceae. Gene Ontology annotation, molecular function: hydrolase activity.
UGUUCCUACUCUCACGUAUGCUGCUUUUCAGCUUUGUAGGUUUUCUUUUCUUUCUAUAAUCUCACCUCCCAAUAUCCAUCCCAAGCACUCGCUCAACCCCGCAUUCUCGGGAAGAUCACCAGCUCGACCCCUCACAAGCACACGAAACACGAACACAAACAAAGAAAGAAAAGAGAAAAGUACACCCACGACAAUGCCAACCCCAAUCAUCGACUCCCACAUCCACCUCUUCCCAGCAUCCCAUCUCCCCACGCUGGCCUGGUAUACACCCUCCAGCCCACUAGGAUCCCAGCACUCCGUCGACGAAUACCGCCUCGCAACCACCUCCAUUCCCACAUCCCCCGAAACAACAACAGACUCACACUACCUACGGGGCUUCAUCUUCCUCGAAACCGACCGAAUCUCCUCAAUUGAAGAAUCAGAUCCAACCCGUGGCUGGUCCCACGCCCUCGACGAAGUCUCCUUCCUCACCCGGAUCAUUACCGGAGACCCCGUCCCCGGGGAAGGACACAAAGAUGUAGAUCGCCACCUCUGUCUAGGUAUGGUACCCUGGGCGCCUGUUCCCGGGGGUCCUGCUGCGCUGGAGAAGUACAUUUCUCUAGUGAGAGAAAGGACUUGCACGGAGGAAGUAUUCAGAAAAGUCCGCGGAGUGCGGUACCUCGUUCAGGAUAAGCCGAGCGGAGUCAUGUUGCAGCCCGAGUUCAUUGAUGGGUUGAGGUGGCUAGGACGGCAGCAGUUGGCGUUUGAUCUGGGGGUGGAUGCUCGUCAAGGUGGCAUUUGGCAGUUGAGGGAGGCGGCGGAGAUGAUGAAUACGGUUUAUCGGGGGGUUGGGGAGAAGAAGGAUAGGGUUAGAAUCGUUAUUAACCACUUGUGCAAGCCAAACCUUCGUCUGCCGUACACAUCGCCCGACUCGAUAGCUACGCAUCCUGAUUUCCUGGAGUGGAGCUCCCUGAUCACAGCCAUGGCACAGCAUCCGACAGCGUAUAUGAAGCUUUCCGGUGGAUUCUCGGAGCUUCCCCCGCUGACGGCGGAAUCGGAGCCGGAUAUUGCUUCCCUAGUCGACCAGGUCCAGCUGUGGAUGGACGUGGUCUUUGAUGCAUUUGGGCCGGAGAGAGUCAUGUUUGGGUCUGACUGGCCGGUGUGUAAUGUGGGUGGAGGCGGCAGUGCAGUCGCCUGGAGACGGUGGAGGAGUGUGGUGGAGGGCAUCUUGGAGAAGAGGGGCUUGUCACAGGAGCAGAAGGAGGGUGUAUGGGGAGGAGUUGCAGUCAAAGCAUAUGCGAUUGAAAUCUAGAUAGUAGUACUUAAUUCGAUUCAUAUGCUAGAAGUAUGUAUGUACACCGAUCGCCAUAACCAAGUAUGUCCACAUCAGAGAGAUCAUCACAAUAAUAUCGUUUCAUUUACUGAAGAUUCACGAAAAGUCCCCCAUCCACAAGUAUCUGCGCUCCAGUCUAUUGAUUCACAUUAGCAGCCUCUUCCAG